AUGCUUCCCAAAAUCUCCAAGACCUUCAUUAUUCCAGCGGUACUCGCAUUCAGCGCCUACGCCGCCACCACCUUCAGCCAGGUCUACUAUGGCGCGGCUCGGUUGUACGCGUACCAGCACUUCGUAGGGAACGGGUAUAUCGCAAACAUUGUGGAAGACUGCAACGUCAAAGAAGGAGACACGAAGCUCAAGUACAUUCAGUGUGCCGCAGACGCCCUGACGUACAUGCUCGGAGCGGCGGUGGCCAUCGGGGCGACGACAUCACGGGCAGGCACGGUAGCCGAAUACAUCGCGAACCAGGGACAGACACUUUGGGCACGCGAUGAGAACGACGUGCCGCCAAUGUGGAACUGGACCGCCAUUGUCGACAACGAGGACAACUUCUACGGUUUCCUGGGUACCCAUCUCCCCGGCGAUACUAUUCUCACGGGAGGCAAUCUCACGCAUUUCGGGCUGGAGGGUAAUGCUGCCGUCGCCAAGCAUCAUGAGGGCCAUAUCUACGUGCAUGCCAACAACGUCACCCAUGGCGUGGUUGGUAAGUACCGCUUGUCUGAGCAGGAUGGCACCACCAAGCGGACUACCUAUACCUGGGACUUUGGCAAUAUGGCUGGAGUGAAGUACUCGUACGAUAAUGUGUGCGGUAAUUACAAGAGUCAGUAUGACCAGGCGUGGAUGCAUGGACUUUACGAGCUCUCAUACAACUUUAUGAGCUGGGCUUAUAAUAGCGAACCGGCUGAUAGCUACGCUGAUAUUCUUUAUGAUGAGGCUGAUGCGGAUUCACCGUUUGUCAGAGGGUAUAUGAUCGCUGAGACGAGUGGUUUUGGUACAAACUAUGAGGAAAAGCCCCAGCCCUCAGGGUAUGUGCCAUGCUUGAUUGUUCUGGGUUUGUAUCGGGUUUGGUGUGAACAACUAAUAUUUCAUAAAUGA
Molecule: messenger RNA, 927 nt
Organism: Aspergillus caelatus
Lineage: Eukaryota; Fungi; Ascomycota; Eurotiomycetes; Eurotiales; Aspergillaceae
Exons: 1
Coding region: 1-927 (308 amino acids)
Source: RefSeq, a predicted model, not a curated record